AUGGUCCUCGAGGAGACAUUGGUCAAAGACCCACAUGGAUACCACGUUGAGCUCACGUCGCGAAACAACCUUGACCAACCUGAAUGGGGAAGCGUCGGGCAGAGACAGCUCCGCAGCAUAACGGAGGCUAGCUACGCUGACGGGGAUUCAGAACCACCAGGGGACGAUCGCCCAACAGCGAGAGAGGUCCUGUCGGAGGUGUUUCUCGCCAAUCCGUCGACAAGCUCGACGGCCAACGCUUUGUUUGUUGGGUGGGGUUUGCUGGUCGGGUACGACCUCUUCCUCACGCUGGACAACGCGUCCGAGCCGCUGGACAUUGCGUGUAACGACGCCGAGAUCAGGGACGUCUGGUGCCCCCUGGGUUCGCUUUCGGACCCGAUCCCGUUCAGCAGGUCGGAGGCCGGGGAAGACGCCGGGGGCGAAGAGGCCAGGAGUCCGAUCAACUACGCGACGGCCUUCGUAGACCUGGACUGGCUGUACGGGAGGGACGAGGCGACUUCGGCGUCGCUGCGAACGGAAGACGGGGGUUACAUGAACAUGACGGACGACGAGCUGCCGCACCUCCUGGAUGACGGCACCUGGCUCGUGGCAGAUCAACGGCCGGCGAGACUGCCCGUGACGUUCGCACUCAUGACCCUGCUUUUGAGGGGGCACAACCGGUGCUGCGACGAGAUGGCGCCGGAAUGGGACCCGGCGAACGAUGAGGAUGCAUUCCAGUUCUGUCGGCAGUGGACCAUCGCGGUGUUUCAGCACAUCACGGAGAACGACUGGUCCGUCCGAUUUGUGGGCGGUAGUGUUAAGGUCCUCGGCGCCGCUGCCUACGACGAUGAUGACGACGACGACGAUGACCCUGACGACCAUGGCGAGGAGACGGAUGGCAGAAGGCGGCGACGGCGGUUAGGCGACCUCGAGAACGUCGUCCGAUCCCGGUACCUCACGCAGUCGAACGGCAGCUACGACGCCGGGACAAACGCCGGGACGGACGUCUUUUUCGCCACCGUCGCGGCGCCGGCGUUGUACUCUGCCCUCCCGUCGACGGUAGGGCUCCUGGACGACAGCUUCGAAGUCAUGGCCGAGCACGAGGUGGAGCUAGCCACGGCGAACGCAGAUCUCGCCGGGCUUGUGACACGGAUCGGCGGAAUAGAGCCUAUCAUCAGGGGAGCCUACCACGCGCGCGCUCGGGGUAUGGACGCCUCGUUUGUCGCCGAGGUUUCGGUGUCGUCGCCUCUGUUCAACUUUCCCGUCGAGGCUGCUGUAUCUCAACCUCUCUUCGACAGCGAUAUUUGGUUUUCGCUCCUCGGCUCCGAUGCCGCCCCGCCCCGUCCCCGCCCUCCUCUGUACCCCUCCUCUACGUCAAACUCCCCGUUUUGCCUCUCGUAUUCGCCCCGUCAAGGUGUCCCGUCGUACAACGACGCCCGAGAAGCGUACCGGCUGUCACGAAUCGACACCUUCACCGAGAUCACGUCGGACACGACGGUGCAGGCAACGCUCAGCGCGGCCUACGGCAACGACGUUGACCUGCUAGACGCCUACACGGGGGCGCUGGCGGAGACGGAAGAAGGGAGCGGCCUGUUCGCGGGGCCCCUGCUGCGGAUGGUGUUUCUUGAGCAACUUUACAGAGCCAUCGUGGGAGACCGGCAUCACCACUCCCACUCCACCCAGAACGAGGACGCCGCUCUGUCGACCCUUACGAACCUCAUCCUCAACAACUCACUGGUGUCAUCCAUUCCGCUCGACUCCUUCUCAGCCCCCGAUCUGGUGACGUCAUCCGACUGCUCCUCCACCGAGAUGAACGAAGUGACGCUCGCGGAAGGGUUAGUGUUCGUGGCGCGGGGGAUGUGA
Molecule: messenger RNA, 1842 nt
Organism: Ectocarpus sp. CCAP 1310/34
Lineage: Eukaryota; Phaeophyceae; Ectocarpales; Ectocarpaceae
Source: the annotation of a GenBank genome assembly